UAUACUUUGUCUUUACUAUGUUUCUCUAAUUGUCUCUACAGUUAAGCCACAAAACAGAAAGGACAUUUCUUUCCUUCACAUAGAAAAAUCCCAGAAAAAGGGGAACUUCCUUUGUCUUUUCUCACUUUCAAUUUAACCUCCUUUUCUUUCUUUCUUUCUUUCUUCUUUUCUUUCACUCACACGCUUCUAUAGCUAUUUCUUUCUUCCAACACAUGCAAACACACAAGAAUAAUCUGCGACCUAAGCUUUUCCUCUAACUCCUAUCACACAAUUGUCUUCAUUCAUCCCUUUUCAUAUGUCGGUUCAUUUCUAAACCACAAAGAAAUCAUAUAUUAUUAUUAACCUUUUUAACUAUGAGAGGCAUAACAUCUUGUUACAAUGAACAUGCCAUUAGAGUAUCUGAUUUAUAUUGUUCAAGACCUUCCAAUUCAAACCAUUCUUCUUAUCUUUCUCCAAAACUCAACAAUAAUAACCCUUCAACUCAAAAUUCAGUUACCUGCAUCUACAAACUCAACUUCAUUUCAAUUAAAAAAACACAAUUUUUCAUCACACUAACUUGGACAAAGAAACUCAUAGGUCAAGGUUUCAUCAUAAACAUCAUCAACCACAACACUGAUUCUGAUUCUGAUUAUGUUAAUGUUCUGUCAAAGUUCAAUACUAAUCCUCCUCUGCUAUUGAGAAAGAACAAAGGCACUGAAACGUUUCAAAAUCAAAACUUUGAAGUUAAAGUCUUGUGGGAUCUUUCUGAUGCUAAGUAUGAUGAAGGGCCUGAACCGGUUACCGGGUUUUACGUAUAUGUUUUGGUGAACUCUGAAUUGGGUCUUUUUCUCGGAGACAAAAAUGAAGAAACUUUGAACUUAAAUGAGAAACAAAUUCAUGGAGCGAAAUUCUCCAUGGUUUCGAGGAGCGAACGGUUCAAUGGCACCGGUAUUUAUCCAACAAAGGUUAAGUUUUCUGAAACAGGAAUUGUUCAUGAUUUAUUGAUAAAGUUUGGUGUUGAAGAAGAAGGAUCAAAGAGCCAUGUUUUGUGUUUGUUUAUGGAUAAGAAAAUGGUGUUUCAAGUGAAGAGAUUGAAGUGGAAUUUUCGUGGGAAUCAAACAAUUUUUGUGGACGGUUUGGUUGUGGAUAUGAUGUGGGAUGUGCAUGAUUGGAUUUUCAAUCCUAAUUCUGGUUCUGCUGUUUUUAUGUUUAGGACAAGAAGUGGAUUGGAUAGUAGAUUAUGGUUGGAAGAGAAGAAUUUGUUUAAACAAAAUGAACAUGAUAGAAUUGGGUUUUCUUUGUUGAUACGUGGAUGUAAGAACCCUCAUUGAUUAUUCAAUCUUUUGGUUUCGUUUUUCC
Cicer arietinum (chickpea) is the source of this 1338-nucleotide messenger RNA. RefSeq lists its product as uncharacterized. Lineage: Eukaryota; Viridiplantae; Streptophyta; Magnoliopsida; Fabales; Fabaceae. The record is from RefSeq and is a predicted model, not a curated record.